Molecule: messenger RNA, 855 nt
Organism: Penicillium malachiteum
Lineage: Eukaryota; Fungi; Ascomycota; Eurotiomycetes; Eurotiales; Aspergillaceae
Gene: ssuA
Product: RNA polymerase II subunit A C-terminal domain phosphatase
Exons: 1
Coding region: 1-855 (284 amino acids)
Biological process (GO): termination of RNA polymerase II transcription
Cellular component (GO): nucleus; mRNA cleavage and polyadenylation specificity factor complex
Molecular function (GO): RNA polymerase II CTD heptapeptide repeat phosphatase activity
Source: RefSeq, a predicted model, not a curated record
AUGGCAUAUGAUCCUCGCCGUGUAAACACGGGGAGCACUACUCCCCAAACCCCUCCUCCACCUCCUCCACCACCACCCGAGUCUAGCACACCUACCGAAAUGGACUCAACAACCAGCCAAGAUGAAAGCACUCCAGAUAACUGGAAGCUCAAGUUCUGCACUGUCUGCGCCUCAAACAACAAUCGUUCCAUGGAAGCGCACCUCCGUCUCUCUACCGCUCCAACCGCCUUCCCCGUCAUCUCCUUCGGCACUGGUUCCUUGGUCCGUCUCCCAGGUCCAUCAAUCACCCAGCCAAAUGUCUACAGCUUCAAUACUACGUCCUACAACCAGAUGUACGAGGAAUUGCACUCAAAGGAUGAGCGUCUUUACCGCAGCAAUGGUAUCCUGAAUAUGCUGGAUCGCAAUCGCAACUUGAAAUGGGGUCCUGAGCGCUUCCAGGACUGGGUUCCCGGUAUGCCGCGUCUUGAACAUCUUUCGAAGGGUGAUAAGGGCGCGAUCGGUACGGAAGGCGGCGUCGUUGAUGUUAUCAUUACCUGCGAAGAGCGAUGCUGGGAUGCUGUCGUCGACGACCUCAUGAAUAAGGGCUCGUCUCUGAAUCGACCCGUUCACGUUUUUAACGUCGAUAUCAAGGAUAAUCACGAAGAGGCCCUUGUGGGAGGAAAGGCGAUUCUCGACCUGGCCAACAGGCUUAACAAUGCGGCGAUCUCCCAGCGUCAGCGACACGGAACGGAAGGAUGGGCGAAUGGCUCUGGUCCUGCGCGUCAGAGCUUCGAUGAGUUGGUCCCGGAGAUUCUGGCGGAGUGGCAGGAGAAGAAUCCGAAUCUGCCGGCUUUGUGGACUUUGGCGUGGCUUUAG